AUGAAUCGUCAAACAAACCACGAGCAAAAUUUAAAUCAAUGUGUCGUAAAUGAUGUUCUUAUUCGUAAACUGAUUGAUUCCAACGGUGGAAAUUCAGAUGCUAUAUUCAUGGCAGUUUCAAUGCUAAUAUACGGAAAUUCUAAAGAUAAAGAUUUUAAUUUUGGACAACCGGACAUAAGAAUUGUGAAUCCAGACCCUGUUAUGGUACUGCAUGUGAAGGUUUGUAAGUUUGGAAACGAAGCGACAAUUAUGGAAGCUAAAAUAUUAGUUACUAAACUUGAGGCAAUUAACAAUGUGGUCAACAUGGGACAUUGUUUCCCUAUUGCACGACUUAAAGUUGCUAGAUUUUGGCCAGAAAUUACUGAAGAAAUCAAACCAGGACUAUGUUCUAAAAACAUAGAAAUUGUAUCAGCUGAGAAUGAUCGAGUGAAGCUGUGUCAUCGAAAACGAGACAUGCAAAGCGUUUAUGGUAAGGAAAACAGCAGGCCAGGCUCCAUGAACAAAGGUAGCACUUUAACUGAUAUUGGGACUUUAUAUGGUGUGUGA
This is a messenger RNA of Racocetra fulgida, 546 nucleotides long. Lineage: Eukaryota; Fungi; Glomeromycota; Glomeromycetes; Diversisporales; Gigasporaceae. The record is from the annotation of a GenBank genome assembly.